AUAAAACACCACGCUUUGGUUUCCUCCUCGACUGUGCUUCUUCUGCCCCAUUCGGACUACGACUACUCACACUCUGUCUUCUUCUUCUUAUCUAAACACAGAUUCAGAGUCCGCGAUUUUGAAAAUACCCAAGUUAAGUUACUACAAAGGCAUUGUCUGUCAAACAACUGUGGUGAUUGGGAACAUUUAUUCGCUUUCCUUCCGGUAAAGCUAUUUGCAACAGAUUUCCUUUUCCUUUUGGUUCAUGGUCUCUCUCAUUCUUCCCCCAUAUAUUUCCUUAUCCGUACCACUAUUGUUUGUUGGGUUUAUGUUCUCUGGGCUUACCCAUUUCCUCCUUUUUAACGUGGAACUUUCUUUGAAAUUUCUCGUUCUUUAAUGACUUUUAUUUUUUCUCCAAGUUAGUAUUUUUCAAUUCAAUAAUGUUAGAUUUCUCACCCUUUCAGGCUUCUCUUUAACUUGUGCUCUCUUCAUCUGCUUUCUUUUUAGUCCCUCUUUAUUCUCCUCGUGUCUUGCUUGCCUCAAAGGAAUCUCUCACUCCUUUUUUUCCACUCUAUUUCACGCCUCCUCCCCCGCACGCUCACUUCGCUUUCAAUGCGAAUCUGAAAAAUCAUCCAUGGAUCAAAGUAUUAUCCCUUCAAUCAAAUACUCUGAACACCUUAACCACACCAAGCUUCUCACUCCUUUCUCAACAACAGCGACAACACACCCAGUGAUGAAGCCCCGAGUUGUACGGAUUUCAGUCACUGAUGGUGACGCAACUGACUCCUCCAGUGACGAAGAGUGUGAACUUUAUACGCGACCUCGGGUCAAGAAGUUUGUCAACGAGAUUACAAUAGAGUCUUGUUCCGACCUAAACGAUGCCGUUUGGAGGAGUAACUCAAAAAUUGCUAGGAAAAAGUCAUCAGGAAAAGUUGGAGUUCCGGCGAAUCUUAAGCCGUCAACGAAGCAGCCGGCUGGUAAGAAGUUUAGAGGUGUACGACAGAGACCUUGGGGGAAAUGGGCUGCUGAGAUUAGAGAUCCUCUGCGACGUGUACGGUUGUGGUUAGGUACUUAUGAUACUGCUGAGGAAGCAGCCAUGGUUUAUGAUAACGCGGCGAUUCAGCUACGUGGACCUGAUGCCCUUACCAACUUCACUACACCUCCUCCGAAUAAGCAGGCGGCUAGCUCCGGCUAUAACUCAGGUGAAGAGUCUCACAACAAAAUUAACAAUCUCGACUCUCCUGUCUCGGUCCUCCGUUGUCCCUCUCUUUCCAACGAAGAAGUUGAGUCGCAAAUGAGCAAAGAAACGCGAGAUGUCUCGAGUGAACCGCGAGAUACAAGAGAAGAAUUGUGUUCGGAAAGUUUCUCUGAGUUCUCGGAUUAUUCAAAGUUCGAUACGUUGUUCAGUAAUGAUGUUUUCGACUUUAAAAGCUCCGUCCCUGAUUUAUUUGACGAGGAUAGUGUAAAAGCUGGGACUUACAAGUUUGAUUUUGAUGAUAUGUUUUUAGUGUCGGAACCGGAUUUCGGGUUCGAACUUCCGAGUUGGCGCGCGGAUGACCACUUUCAAGAUAUCGGUGACUUAUUCGCGUCGGAUCCUCCUAUUUCUGCUAUCUAAAUUUCCGUUUAAAACGAAAUCUCGCACUGUGAAUGUCGGUUUUUCGGCAAGUUUUGUUAUCAGCGGGAAGAAAAUAUCGGAUUUUUUUGGGUUAUUUUUUAAUUUAUUUUUUGUUUUCGAUUUUGUUUGAUAUUUUGUUAUUUUAUAAUAUUAUCAAUUAAUCGCUGUGGACUCCGUUAAGUAAAGGUGACGGACGAGUUUCGUCAA
Mangifera indica (mango) is the source of this 1801-nucleotide messenger RNA. RefSeq names its product ethylene-responsive transcription factor CRF2-like. NCBI's taxonomy places the organism in Eukaryota, Viridiplantae, Streptophyta, Magnoliopsida, Sapindales, Anacardiaceae. Gene Ontology annotation, biological process: regulation of DNA-templated transcription. Gene Ontology annotation, molecular function: DNA-binding transcription factor activity; DNA binding. The record is from RefSeq and is a predicted model, not a curated record.